Molecule: messenger RNA, 2944 nt
Organism: Xiphophorus hellerii (green swordtail)
Lineage: Eukaryota; Metazoa; Chordata; Actinopteri; Cyprinodontiformes; Poeciliidae
Gene: cep78
Product: centrosomal protein 78
Exons: 16
Coding region: 150-2498 (782 amino acids)
Biological process (GO): cilium organization
Cellular component (GO): centrosome; ciliary basal body
Molecular function (GO): protein binding
Source: RefSeq, a predicted model, not a curated record
GUGGGCGCUGACAGAACAACACCGCCACUUUUGAGCUCAUCAUUAACCGUUAUAAACACACCGUAGAAAUGGUUAAGAAACCAGCCUGAACACAACGCUAGAGUUAUGUCUUUUCGAUAGAGUCUCCAGACAUACGAAAAAGGUCAAAGAUGGUUCAGAACAGUGCUCAGAUUCGACGGCAGGGUCCUCAUGACUUCAUGGCAUACUAUGAGUUUUCAUGUGCGAAGCAGGACUCGGUUCCUCUCCGUGCUGUAAAGAUAAACUUAGAUAAAGGAAUGCUGGACUUUAACGGAGACAAGCUGAAAUUAGUGGACUGGCCGCCUAUUCUCAGCUCUAUAUCUAUCAACAAGCACCUGCAUCAUAUUGCAAUAAGCAGCACAUUUCAGGCAGGUGUAGCUUUUGCAGAUUCAGAUAUAAGUUACGGUAAGUAUGGCAGCAGGAGGAAGAUCCCCCCCAUUCGCUCCAAGGACAUGACAUUUAAACUGUGUAAGACUCUGAGAGAGUGUCUCACUGUCUCUCCCUGCCUCAAGACUCUUCAUCUUCACGGACUUCCAUUGAGAGAGAGGGACCUUAUCACUUUAACAAAGGGUUUGGCACAAAGCUCUUCCGUGGAAAACCUUUCUCUGGCUAACUGUCCCAUCUCUGAUGAGGGCUUAGAAAUCAUUUGCCAAAGUGUGAAAUAUUCUACAAGCAUUAGAUCGGUGGAUUUUACUGGAUGCAAUCUAACCUGGAUAGGAGCGGAGCAUAUGGCCAAUAUCAUCAAGCACCAGGCGAUGCAGAGACACAGCGCUGCGUGGGCAGAGUCCCUGAGGUAUCGACUUCCUCAAUUCGAUGUAAUGAGCGGCCUCCGUCGCGUCACUUUAAAUGGAAACUCUUUGAUCGGGGAUCGCGGUGCUGCUGCUCUUGCACACGAGCUGACUGAGGACCUGUGGGUUAAAGCAGUGGAUCUACAGAAGUGUGGUCUGUCCAAUGAAGGAGCACGUCGUUUGUUAGAAGCUCUGAAAACGAAUUCCUCUCUGUGUGUGUUGGAUAUCCGCAAUAACCCUUUAGUUGACAAAGUUUUAAUUAAAACUGUGAUCGAGAAAGUACUAAUGAUCGCUAAGGGACAAUCAUCGGAGUACUGCUGGAUAAAACCAACUAGCACAGAGUCACAGAAAGCGUCUGGGCCGAAAAGAGGAGUCAUACCCGUUACAGUAAGACGAAGAUCAACAUAUAGGAAAGGAGCCUCUGUAGGUCAGAGUUCAGCUGUUGCUCAGCCCAAGAAGCUAUCUUCUCGCUCCAGUUUGAUUCCAUGGCGUGCGGCUGCACGAGCUGGACGCCAAAGAGGUCUUCCUGGCGUUACCGUCAUAAACCAGAGCUUCGAGGGUGCGGCGGCAGUCGAAGUCACUGUGGAGUCAAACUCAGAGGUCGAGGACAGUGAAAAUGAAGAAUUGGUGGUGGAAGUGGGGCAGGCAUCAUCUUCUCUUGGAGCCACGGACAGAAUAACUGGACAACAGUAUGAUCGCAUUCAGAUGGAGCUAAAGGAGUGCCGUCUGAGUUUGGCAGCGGAGCGCAGGGCUCGACUAAGAGCAGAGUCCAGGCUCCAGGAGUGCGAGUUGGAGAAUGGUUAUCUUCGUGAUGCCAACCGUUCGCUGUCCGAAGCUCUAGGAGCUCCUGGCUCUGGAUCAGCACUUCGGACUUUCAGCUCUCUUGAAGACGAGACAGUCCUGGAGAGCAUCGAGAACUCAUUCAAUAAGUUCCACGCCUUCCUGGAUCUCCUAAAGGAUGCAGGCCUUGGUCAGCUGGCAUCAAUGGCCGGGAUCAACACCUCCGAUUUCCAGCCUCUUGGAAAACCUCAGCUGUCCUCUACAGUGGGACCACAGCAGGAACGUGCCGCCUCAACAACCGCAGGCCAGUUUAGGGAUGUUCAAGCACAGUCUCAUAACGCUUCUUUGGCAGGUAGAGUGACACCCUUUCCUCCUGGUGCAACAGCCUUCUUUCCCACUAGUCGGCCUCCUUCCUUGCAUAAAGACAGAUUAGUGGAUGUGACCUUUAAUCACACUGGAUUAGACGCAGCAGCCCCGGCGCUGCCUGGAGAGGAGGAGCCACAUCAAUAUUUUCGGCCUGAUACGCAGCCCGACUUCGGCUCUGAGCACAGCCAGAAGUCGUUUGACCAUUUUCCUUUCGGUAAAACCUUCCAGUCUCAACCAAGCAGGCAGGGGAUGGAAACCAGCUCCAACAGAAGCAGCAGUUACCACGGAAACGGCUUAAGCAACAACUCCAUGUACAGUGGAGAAUCUCAGAACAACAGCACCCACGGUGGCUUCCCUGAGAGUGUCAGCGAGAUUAUGAGUGACAAGGGAGAGUCUCUGGGGUCAGUGGGGUCAGUGAGCAGUGGGAAUAGGAGGCCGAUGUUUGGUCAGCCGGGGUCAGAGGGAUCAGAGGGUUCGGAGAGAGGAGCUUACUCUCUGAAUCAAAUCGGAUCUCUUGGAGGUCAGUCAGUAGAUAAGUUCUUUUGAUGUUACAUGAAAAUGUAAUAAUCCUACUUUGUCAGACUUUUCUAUAACUUAUCUUUUUUGUACUGAUUGAAACAUUAGUGUGGAAACUGGUGGCCUUUUAAAUUUUUUUGUAAGACAAUAUCAGGAGUGUUGCUUUUUUUUAAGAGACUGAAGUGAACCAGAUAUAUUGUUUGUAUUACAUUUGCAAAUCUUUUUAGUGUAUGACUGGAAAUAUUUAGCAAAGUAAGAGUAGAUCCCUGGGCUUCCGAAUCAACACUACCUCAGUAUAGUGUUUAUAUCUGUACUGUUCCAGUAAUCUAAUAAAAUUGCCUUAUUUUCUCUGUGGGCCUAAUUAUUUUCUCUUCUUGGAAUUAAAUAAUUUAGUUGUACCUGUUCAAAAUAUCUGUUUGGUCAUUGUGAUAUGAAUCUUGCGUUGUACAAUUUAAUAAACAUUUUUGUUUAAAAUA